GUAAUUGGAGAGGAGCAAAGGAUCUCUCUGGUAUCACUUUUGGUGCGUAACAGAGACUCGCAGUAUCAAUGAGGCACCGACGAUAGAACCCAUCCAUCUGGCCAGUCGAUUUCUGGUCUUCGCGCGCUCAACUCCGACCGCUCGGGAUAUUCCAAAGAACACAUAAAAACAAAACAAAAAAAGUAUAAUCCAUCGCAGAAUCCACGUGUUUCCUCUUCGUCCACCGUUGUUGUUAUUGUUUUAGUUGCUGUGUACUGCGAGAAGUGCGUGUGUGAGAAAAAAAAACAAGAUGUGUUCCAAUUAGAAGUGUCCAAACAAUUCAAGCAAGUUACCACCUCUUCAGUGUUCCCAAAAAAUAUGUGAAAUUUGUUCAUAACUUCGACCUUAACACAGAGCAGGAUGAAAGGCGCGCAUCUCUUCCUUAGGUUUGCAGUGAUCGUUCUGUUGGUCCGCAAUUCGAUAUCCGUAAUAUCGUCGCACAAGUUUCGAAAGUCCCGCUUCAAUGGAUACCCAUUGCACGUUCAUCAGAUGUUUAAAGAGAGACUAGUUGGGAACACGACACGAGUUCCUGGAGUUUGGUCCUCUUGGGGCAACUGGACCCAAUGUUCUCGCUCCUGCGGAGGAGGAAUCACCCAGCAGAUGAGACACUGCAUCUCCAGACCCAUGGAGAUGAAAGACACGGAUAAAACAGUAUACAACAGUCACAAAAGGAAGAGACGACAAUACAGGGUUGUCCAUCAUUGCGUUGGGCUUUACAAAAGAUAUAGGUUAUGCAAUAGAGAGGAUUGUCCUUCUGCGCGUGAUUUCAGAACGGAACAAUGCUCUGCCUUUAAUAACAGGUUGUUCAAAGGGAAGAAUUAUGCCUGGGAACCCUAUCUGAAAGGAAUCGAUGAGUGCGCCCUGAACUGUUUGGCGGUCGGAGGUGGUUUCUACGCGACCCUGAACAGGACCGUCGAGGAUGGAACAUCCUGUUUCAAACCUACCACGUACAGCGGAAAAACCGCCCCCAUCGGAACGAGGGGUGUCUGCGUGGAUGGAUCUUGCAAGAGUGUGGGCGCGAAUGGAGUGAUCGGGGCCGUCGAGGAUGGUCCAGAAGAGUGCACGUCCUGCGUGAAGGACAACUGCCGCAGUAUCUCCGGUCUCUACACCAGACCCGAUCUUCCCGCAGGGUAUUCUUUGGUGGCGCAGGUCCCCAAAGGAGCCUGCAGGAUACUUAUACAGCAACUCAAACACACCAAAAACAUACUGGCAUUGAAGAAUUCGAAUGGAUCAUACUUUUUGAACGGAGAUUGGCAGUUCAGUAAUAGCAGAAUAGUGGAAGGUGCUGGCGCUCAAUUAACGUAUAGAAAGCAGGAUGGUGCAUCGUUGGAAACAAUCAGCUCAGGAGGGCCUCUUCAGAAUGCCAUCGAUAUCAUGGUGUUCUAUCAACAACCGAAUCCUGGCAUUAAGUAUGGAUAUUCUUUACCGGUGGAAAAUCAACUUGGAUCGGAAAGGAGUACCUCACACAGACCGGCGACUAGUGAUAUUGGGGUAGUUGAGACUCGUCGUUUAGAUAGUCCCAAUUCUCUUAGUCAAAGGGAUGAAGCGAAGCCGGUGCAUCCUCAUAGGAGGCAGCGUCUUCGGAGGAAGUUCACCUGGAAGAUCACCGGAGUAUCGGCUUGUUCCAAAACAUGUGGAGGAGGUUUCCAGCAGACUGUGUUGACGUGCGUUAGAGAGCACAACCAGACUCCUGUGAUGGAUAGGAGGUGUAUGCACGUGGAGAAACCUACACCUCAUCCGAUCCGAUGCAAUACUAAAGAUUGUCCACCGAGAUGGGGCGGUCAUUGGGGCCCUUGCACCGGAUCAUGUGGGGAAGGCCUCCAAGAGUACGUCGUGCAGUGCAUCUCCGAGCUGAAUACGGGUCGAACCUCCGUGCAGAACGACGCUUCCUGCCCUCAGCCUAAGCCCACCGCCUCCAGUCAAAGUUGCAAUCUUCAGCCUUGCGAUUCGACAAGCGAAAACGACCUCUACCCCGACGAUCGACACUCUAAGACCAAGAGUUACGGAACCUGGAUCACUGGCCAAUGGACACAGUGCUCCAUGUCCUGCGGCACUGGCACCAGAACUCGCAGCGUCUCCUGUCCAUCAGGUAAUUGUCAUCCUGGAGAUAGACCCGCCAAGGCCGAAUAUUGCGAGAAUGGUUUAUGUUCAUCUUCCGGUGAGACGUCUUCUUGGCUUCUAUCCGAGUGGUCGCAGUGUUCGGAGCAUUGCGGCACUGGGGUGCAGUCGCGUUUCGCCAUUUGCUCGAAGAGCGUCUGCGAGGAGUCUAAGCCGGAGGUGACGCGCGGCUGCUCCAGCGAGAAGGAAUGUGGAGGACAAUGGUUCACAGGACCUUGGGAAAGCUGCUCCAAUUCUUGUAGCGGCGAAGCAAAGCAAAAACGCGACGUGUUCUGCGUGGUGAAACUCCGUGGUCAUGCUCGCAUCACCGUGGAUAUGACGUGUCCCGCAGGUCAGAAACCUGAAGCGGAGAGGUCGUGCUCCGGGAAGUGCGAACCCUUGUGGUUCUCAGGUGAAUGGGGAGGAUGCGAGCACUGCCCAAACGGCGUCCAAAGGAGGGAGGUGAAGUGCCUCACCGGAGACGGACAACAUUCUACCAGGUGUCAACCAGAGCACAUGCCUUUGAUCAAGAGGUCUUGCAGCUGCCCCAAAGCCGAGGAAUCCAAGUUGAAGCCUUCUCACGACGAACCGAUCGACCGUAAUUGCGUUGACAAGAUAUCCAACUGCCACCUUGCAGUGCAAGCGCGCCUCUGCCAGUACGGGUACUACACCACGCAUUGCUGCGUGUCCUGCAAACGAUCGAACCAGGAUCUGAUCGAAUAGAAGAAAGACCACCGAUCGACGCGUAGAUAGAUAGUUAGACUGUGAUUGAAUGAGUAGUCAAAUGAAAUGAAAGCGAACUGACUGUAACCCUUCCCCUUACCCCAAUAUUCUUCAUCGCCAAAAAAAAAA
Molecule: messenger RNA, 2988 nt
Organism: Nicrophorus vespilloides
Lineage: Eukaryota; Metazoa; Arthropoda; Insecta; Coleoptera; Silphidae
Product: thrombospondin type-1 domain-containing protein 4-like
Exons: 12
Coding region: 400-2859 (819 amino acids)
Biological process (GO): extracellular matrix organization
Cellular component (GO): extracellular matrix
Molecular function (GO): metalloendopeptidase activity
Source: RefSeq, a predicted model, not a curated record